AUGCCGGAAGCUGUCGCCGAGGACCCGAAGGCGGAGGCUUCGAAACCCGAGGCCUCCGGCGAGACAGCGCAGGAGCCUACUGCCGAGAUCAGUGCAGAGGGGAAAGAGACUGCGCCUCCAGAUGGCAAGGGGAAGGGCAAAGGAAAGGAGAGGAAGAAAACCUCAUACUGGAUCUCCUGGGAUUCGCUGGAGAGGCGCAUGGAGAAAGGUAGAUGGGUGGCCAUUAGCUGUUCGAAGGAUCACUCUGCCAAGAUCUGGGAGCUCCACAGCCACGAGUGCCGUGGUACGCUGGCAGGUCUUCAUGAAGGAGCUGUCCGCUGCGCAGUCAUAGACUGGAAGGAGCUGACGGGGAUCACUGGUGCAGAUGACGGCAGCAUGGUCCUGUGGAACCUGGACCGGUAUGAGUGCAACGAGCAAUGGCUUUCUGGGAAGUUCGGUCAGCAAAUCUGCGUUGCCGCGGAUUGGGAAAACCAGCGUGCUGUCAGCGGCACAGCACAGGGGAAGCUCCUGCUGUGGGAUUCGAAGAAGCUGGCACUCAUCAGUGCAGUGGACGCUCACCCGGGAGCACGCAUCAACAAAGUCUUCAUUGAUGUGGUCAUCGGCUUCGCCGUAACCGCUGCCGAAGACGGCAGAUUACGAGUUUGGGACGUCACCGUCCCCGAGCUGACAUGCAUAGGUACCUUCGACAAGCACGGCGACAGCAUCACAGCUUUGGCCGUUGACUUCAACAAGAACCGGGUCUUCAGCGGAGCUGCUGAUGGAUCGCUCUGCUUCUGGCAUCUGGCCCGGCCUGUGAAAACGCGCGCCUCCAUUGGCAAGCUUGACGGGCAUGAUGACAAGGUCAAUGCUGUGGCCCUUGACGUGAAGAAGGGCUUAGCGGUCAGUGCCUCUGAUGACGAGACUGCACGUGUGUGGGAUGUGCGCGACUCCAUCUGUUUGGGCGUGCUCGAGGGUCACACGCUGGCGGUGCGAGAUGUUGUCGCGGACUUCGACCAGCAGACCUGCAUCACCUGCUCAGAUGACGCGACCCUCCGGAUGUGGGACAUGGUGGACAGCACGUGCUUGGCCGUCCUCGAGGGCCACACUGGCCGU
Symbiodinium necroappetens is the source of this 1092-nucleotide messenger RNA. Lineage: Eukaryota; Dinophyceae; Suessiales; Symbiodiniaceae. The record is from the annotation of a GenBank genome assembly.